Molecule: messenger RNA, 1773 nt
Organism: Cryptotermes secundus
Lineage: Eukaryota; Metazoa; Arthropoda; Insecta; Blattodea; Kalotermitidae
Exons: 2
Coding region: 493-1326 (277 amino acids)
Source: RefSeq, a predicted model, not a curated record
GGAGGGGGGGGGGGGUACGUGGCGCGCAAAUGUAGUGCUUUGAGUUUGAGAGGUUGAGUGCUAGAAAGCCGGUAAGUUCCGUACCGUAAGGUCCGUAACACUUAUAAAGCAUAAAAGCCAGCAGUUACGAGAAGCAUGGGAAGAGUUUGACGAGAGUGAGUGAGUCGGCUUGAGUUGGCGGACUCAGAAGUCACUUGGGAAAGGAAGGAGUUGAUUGAUUGAGUUGGUUAUUGAGGAUACUUUGGGGAGGAGAGAUUGAGGAGUUACGUUGAUUCAUCAAGUUCUUAGGUUAUUCGGAGAGAGACUGAGAUUUGGUCCGUAGUCUUGGAUUCAGGCGCCGUGAAAUUGAUCACUCUCUUACCGAAGGAGUUUUGAGCUAUCUAGAGGAUCUAGAGUGAUCAUAGAGUUGGAGUGUGUGUGUGUUUAUACGGUGAGUGGUGAGGUGGUGAGGGUGAUGCAUCGGGGAUAGGGGCCGUCCCGCCUGCAGGCGAAAUGACGGAUCCGACCUUGGCCGAAACGCGGUGGAAAGCGAACGUGGAUUCCUUUGAGAGGAACCACGAAAACCUGAAAACUAACAACCCUGACUGCCAGGAAGAGGUAGAAUUACUGGGGAAAGGCCUACAAACAAUAGAGCAGCUUAUCCACACAUCGCCCUCCAUAAAUGGAAACGGCGGAGUAUGGAAUCGGCUCAUAGCGAAAUCCGAGGCUGAAAGGAUAGUGCUCUGUAAGCACCUCGAUGGUACGAGUAAGGCCCUCUUCACAGCCAUGCUGCGCCUGUAUGCAUGCAUCCACAGAGAGAUGCGAGAGUUACUCCUGGAGCAAAAAGAGGAAUCUACCGAGGAGUUUCGCGAGCAAAGAAGGCGCAAACGAAACCCCUCAGAGGAGCAGAAUAAAAAGCCAAAGCCGUCACCCAACCCGAGGGACCCCAGGAUAAAAUCCCAGGUUGAAGUACCAACAAGGAACUUUUUUGCGACCCUCAGGACAACGGAAAUGGACGUCGCGGAGGAGACAACCGAGAAGGAAGAGCAGCAGUCAUCUUGCAGCAAGUCAGGAAAGAGGCAGCUGGUUCCCCUUGCAUGUCAAUGUGAGACCUCACAUUGCAGUAUCAGCAAAGCAGCUUUUGGCAAAACAAGGGAUUCCAGAGUAUCUCCCCCCAAUAUUCUCCUGAUUUAUGCCUAUGCUGAGAGGAUGUUUGAAGGCAUGGAGGACAUUAAAAGAUAUGUAACAGAGAACUUGUUAGUAUUACAUGCAAAUGAGUUAAAAAUGUACUUCCAACAAUUUUAUGAGUGGGCACAAAAGUGUGCAAUAUCUCCAGAUUAUUAUUGAGAAGAAUAUUAAAAGAUAUAUUUGAUUUUAAAUGUGAUUUCCUUAAAGUUUAUGUAGUCCUGGAACUUAACUGUGUAAACUCAUGCCUGUCAAAUCACUUACUCUCUUCACUGUUGCUGUUACUAAUAUUAGGAGUAUGUUCAGUUUGUCCAUAAACCUUAACAUAUCCACUUUCUCCACCAGUAGAAGUAAUAUCUCCACUACUUUUACACAAAACCAGAGGAAGAGACUAAGCCAACUUGAGCACAGAAUUUGCAGGGCAGGCUAGUUGGCCUGGCCUCCUUUGGUGAAUCAAAUGUUCAUGUGUGCAUGUGGAACUUUGGUGGCACAAAUCUGAAAAGCAAAUGGUCUGAGUGAGACAGAUUCUGAAAUAAACUACUCUGAUAUGCAAACUUGAAAGUAAGAUAACUUGGUGGUGGAAAUAUGAAGAGAAAUAUUUUUAGCAGA